Molecule: messenger RNA, 3591 nt
Organism: Phragmites australis (common reed)
Lineage: Eukaryota; Viridiplantae; Streptophyta; Magnoliopsida; Poales; Poaceae
Product: villin-5
Exons: 23
Coding region: 205-3069 (954 amino acids)
Biological process (GO): cytoskeleton organization; actin filament severing
Molecular function (GO): actin filament binding
Source: RefSeq, a predicted model, not a curated record
CCCAAGCCUCCUUCUACCGUCUUGCAAGAGGGAGAGCUUUUCCUUUCUCUCCCCCACUACUCCACCACUCUCCACUCCAGAUCGAUCUCCCCCGCGCGAAUUCUCCAGUUCGAUCUCCGCAAAUCCUUCUCCUGAUCCCUCCCAGCAUACUUUUAGGUCUCAUUUGGAAGAAGAAUUAGGCAAGAGUUCUUUAUAAAAUCGAGGAUGUCCGUUUCUAAUAAGGACCUGGACCCAGCUUUCCGUGGCUCUGGGCAAAAGGAUGGCUUGGAAAUAUGGCGCAUUGAGAAUUUCAAACCGGUUCCUAUCCCUGCAUCUUCAUAUGGGAAGUUUUUCAUGGGUGAUUCUUACAUCGUCUUGAAGACAACAGCCUUGAAAAAUGGUUCUCAUCGCCAUGAUAUCCAUUACUGGAUUGGUAAAGAUACUAGUCAGGACGAAGCUGGAACUGCAGCAAUUUUAACAGUAGAGCUUGAUGCUGCCCUUGGUGGACGUGCUGUCCAAUACCGAGAUGUACAAGGCAAUGAAACAGAGAAGUUCCUUUCCUAUUUUAGACCAUGCAUCAUGCCACAACCAGGAGGAGUGGCAUCUGGAUUCAAGCAUGUUGAGAUCAACGAGCAGGACCAUGUCACCCGUUUAUAUGUAUGCCAAGGGAAGCAUGUCGUUCAUGUUAAAGAGGUUCCUUUUGCUCGAUCGUCCCUUAAUCAUGAUGACAUAUUUAUUAUGGAUACGAAGUCCAAAAUUUUCCAGUUCAAUGGCUCCAACUCAUCCAUUCAAGAGCGAGCAAAAGCUCUUGAAGUUGUGCAGUACAUCAAAGAUACAUUUCAUGAGGGAAAGUGUGAAAUUGCAUCUGUUGAGGAUGGUAGGUUGAUGGCUGAUGCCGAAGCUGGUGAAUUUUGGGGUUUUUUUGGUGGCUUUGCCCCUCUUCCAAGGAGGGCACCCACGGAAGACAAUGAGAAACAUGAGGAAACUGCUUUCAAAUUGCUAUGUUUUAACCAAGGAAAGCUGGAGCCUAUUAACUACGAAUCCUUAGCACAUGAAUUACUUGAGACAAGCAAGUGUUACUUCUUAGACUGUGGCUCCGAAUUGUAUGUUUGGAUGGGCAGAACUACAACCUUGCAGGAGAGGAAGGGUGCUAGUGAAGCUGCUGAGAAAUUGCUCUCUGAUGCUAACCGAGCAAAAACACAUAUAAUCAAAGUGAUUGAAGGAUUUGAGACUGUUAUGUUCAAGUCAAAAUUUAUAGAGUGGCCGCAGACACCUGACUUGAAAUUGUCAUCUGAGGAUGGAAGAGGCAAAGUUGCAGCUCUUCUUAAACGCCAGGGCUUAAAUGUUAAGGGUUUGAUGAAAGCUGCUCCUGCUAAAGAAGAACCUCAACCCUAUAUUGAUUGCACUGGCAACUUGCAGGUCUGGCGUGUAAAUGACAAGGACAAGACUCUUCUAUCAUCCUCUGACCAAUCAAAAUUUUACACCGGUGAUUGCUACAUAUUUCAGUAUAUGUAUCCUGGAGAUGACAAGGAGGAAUGUCUUGUUGGAACUUGGUUUGGGAAAAAGAGUAUUGAGGAGGAUAGGGUAACAGCAAUUGCACUUGCAAGCAAAAUGGUUGAGUCUGCAAAGUUUCAGGCUGUCCAGGCACGCCUGUAUGAGGGGAAAGAACCGAUUCAGUUCUUUGUCAUAUUUCAAAGUUUGCAAGUGUUUAAGGGUGGUCUUAGCUCUGGAUACAAGAAGUUUAUUGCUGAAAAUGGUAUUGAUGAUGACAGUUAUUCUGAAGAUGGAUUUGCACUUUUCCGAAUUCAAGGUUCAGGACCAGAAAACAUGCAAGCAAUUCAAGUUGAACCUGUGGCCUCGUCAUUGAAUUCAUCCUAUUCUUACAUUCUACACGAUGGAAACACUGUGUUCACUUGGGCUGGAAAUCUGACCACUGCAUUGGAUCAAGAGUUAAUGGAGAGGCAGCUUGAUGUAAUUAAGCCUAAUAUGCAGUCGAGGUCACAAAAGGAAGGGUCAGAAACAGACCAGUUUUGGAGCUUACUGGGAGGCAAAUCCGAGUACUCGAGCCAGAAAAUAGUGCGAGAACUUGAAAGUGAUCCCCAUCUUUUCUCAUGCAUCUUGUCUAAAGGCAAUUUGAAGGUCAAAGAAAUACACCACUUCACUCAAGAUGAUCUAAUGACAGAAGAUGUUUUCAUCCUGGACUGUCACUCGAGCAUAUUUGUUUGGGUUGGCCAGCAGGUGGAUGUUAAAGUGAGAUUACAAGCUCUGGAUAUUGGGGAGAAAUUUAUUGUGCUUAAUUUCCUUAUGGAAAAUCUUUCCCGUGAAACACCGAUUUUCACUGUUACGGAAGGAAGUGAGCCUCCCUUUUUCACUAGGUUCUUCACCUGGGACUCAGCGAAAUCACUGAUGCAUGGCAAUUCAUACCAGAGGAAGCUCUCCAUUGUAAAGGGUGGAGGUACUCCAACAUUGGAUAAACCAAAACGACGAACACCAGUGUAUUCAGGAAGGAGUACUACACAAGAUAAAUCUCAGCGCUCCAGAAGCAUGUCCUUUAGCCCUGAGCGUGUUCGGGUUAGGGGAAAAUCUCCAGCAUUCACUGCAUUGGCUGCUAACUUUGAAAGUUCAAGCAACAGAAAUCUUUCAACUCCUCCACCAGUAGUUAAAAAACUUUACCCGAAGUCUGUUACACCUGAUUUGUCAAAUACAUCUUCUAAGUCAUCCGCAAUUGCGGCUCUGGCUGGUUCUUUGGAUCGCCCUACUCAAACUCCCACAACAUCAAUGAAAGAUGGCUCUGAGUCAGAGAAGCCAAAGCAAGAGGAAGAUACCAUGACCAGUAGAGUUGAAUCCCUCACUAUAAAUGAAGAUAUAAAAGAAAACGAGCCAGAAGAUGACGAGGGCCUUCCAGUUUACCCAUAUGAACGUCUAAAGACCACAGCUGCUGAUCCUAUUACUGAAAUUGAUGUUACCAGGCGAGAGACCUACUUAUCGUCGGCUGAAUUCAAAGAGAAGUUUGGAAUGGCAAAGGAAGCAUUUAGCAAGCUUCCAAGGUGGAAGAAGAAUAGGCUAAAGAUCGCACUUCAACUUUUUUAGCUUGAUCAAGAGCCCUUCAAAUUCCUCACUAAAUCCUCGAGUCAAAUGGCUCUUAGCCGAAAAAAGUUAUGUUUCAUGCCUGAACAGCUCUUGGCAACUGUUGUCAUUUUGCAGAAUGCAACCACCAUCCUUGUAGGCACAUCAAUUUUCACAUUGUCUAGGGUGGGUCCCCGUUUUUUCUAGUUUGAGUUUGUUACUUUAUUUUGCUAGGUUCCUCUUAUUCUUUCAAUUCAUAGGUGUGCUUUUACUCCUUUUUAUCAAAUGCCCUUUGUUGAUUCCAGGGUCAUACAACUUUGAUUCCGAGGCUUGCAUUUUUGUAUCAAUUUGCCUGUGUUCUUUUUCGGUUUUGAGGUGAGUUGCAGUUUGAGGGAACAAAGACGUAUGUACAGCAGAGUGCCGGCACUGUAAAAUCACAAUACCAUUAUUUUUUGUCAAUAGAAUUGAUUUUUGUGUGUAACUUAUAUUAUUUUCGAGAGAAUUUGUUGAAUUCAGAUAUGUACUUAAUGAAAGUUCCUUAUAUUA